This is a messenger RNA of Hymenoscyphus albidus, 1357 nucleotides long. The record is from the annotation of a GenBank genome assembly. NCBI's taxonomy places the organism in Eukaryota, Fungi, Ascomycota, Leotiomycetes, Helotiales, Helotiaceae.
GUCCAAUAGAAGCUUCACCCCCACAGACAACAAGCCUAAAGACUGGUUUUAGCGAUUUAGCCUAGCAGUGAGACGGUCGCCAGGAAUGGAUCUGUACAGUAGCAGUGCCUAUUUACUGUACUCGUCCCUGACAUCUCCACUAAGGGUCUAAUAGGUACCUACGGACUAGUCGUGAUAUAAAGUCCUCUUUUCCCCUCUUCAAUACUUCGUUACGUAGCGCUUACACUUCCUCAUUCCCCGACUUCAAGCUUGUGAUAUCAUCACAUCACCCCAUCUCCAUCGCACUUUCCCGAAGCUCACUCUUUCCCUCCCUUUACACAAUCCAUCCUCAAUCAGAUAAGAAAGCAAAAUCCAGAGUAUCAACCGUUGAUAUUCCAUCAUCAUCAUGUCUCGAGUUACACCCCCCGUCACCAAGUUCACCCGAAUCAUCAAGAGAUCCCUCAGCACAACCCCCAACGCAGGCCGUUCAUCAAAACUGUUCGAAUCCGCCCGCGCCAGCAGCAAAUCAGAGGUAAAUCAUCCAAUUCCUUCUUAUACCACAAUACCAAACAUAUCAGAAUACAUACUAACACCCAUCCUCAGCUCUCACAAACCGAAACCACCUCCACCCAUGGCUUCCACAACCUAGCCUCCCACCGCCCAACACCCACCGUCUACCGCCCCUUAAUGCAAGGCUUCCGCACCAACAUCCCCAAAUCCAUCCACACCCCCGCCAUCAGCACCAUAGAAUCCUUCACCUUCCCGCAAAUCCCCGCUCUGCACGCCUCCGCCGCCCCCGUCUCUCCAUUCAGCAUCCGCGUUCCUCUCCUCCCAGACUCGUACACCGCAUCGCAUCCAGUUGAGACGCUGGAUGAAGCGGUCCCACGCAGCGAGAUCAGUAUCGUGGCCGCGCACCCCGAGAACGUGGUGCCGGUGGCUAUGAGCGAGGUUGUGGGUAAUGAUGGGAUGGAGGUGGAUCUGGGAUUGCUUGCGAGAGGCGCAGGGAUCGUGGAGGAUGUUAAGGAGGCGGUGAGGGAGAGGGAGAUGGGUGUUGUUAGGGAGUUGUGGGGUGCGGUCUUGGAGGAUUUGAGGGCCGUUGGACAGAAGGAUGUUAGGGUUGCUGUUUAACCUCUCCUUGUCUAGGGGCAAGGGAUGAGGGUUGUUUUGUCUUGAUAUUGCGAGGAAGUCGAGUACGAUCGCAGCUGGAGCUGGAGCAGUCGGAAAGACGAACAUGGAUGGGAUGCUUGGGAUAAGCUGGUGCUUUUUUUGGGCGUAUCAUGAUGCGAUGAUGUUUUUCUUGUGCUUUUGCUCGCUCUCAUGCCUUUUUCUGGUCUCAUUUUGGCAUCGAUGAUUGCUUGUAGCUGGUAGCUGUUUGGGU